AUGGAACGAUUUCAAAUACAGGAAGCAUUUACUACAUUAAAACCACUUUGUGAUUCUUUAAUGAAAAAUCCAAGUGUAGAUAUUGCUUACAACAUUGCUAAUACUUUGACAAAGAUUUCUGACAAAGUUAUUCAGGAUUUACUUGAAUAUAUUUUGUUUCCCUUUAUUGUUCAUUUACAAAAUGAUACACUGAGUAAAAAUGUAAAAGAAGAAUUAGUAAAAACAACAGAGGCAAUACUAUCAAGAGCAAAGAUAUCAAAAAUGGAAUUAUUUAAUAAAUUAUAUUCAUGUCUUUUAAUACAAAUUUAUGAUAAUACACAACAAAGUAUGGUGAUCGAGGGACAUGAAGAACUUAAAGAAGCAGUACUAUCAUGUAUUAAAACUUUGUUACAUUCUUGUUUCACAGAAGUUAUAGAAGUUCUAUAUACUAGACAAAAUGCUUCUAAAAUAGGACAAGGAAUAUUAUUGUCAAUAACAAUGGGCAGAAUUGAAAAAUCACGUCCUCUUAGAUUAAAAGCUAUUGAAACAGUCAUGGCAUUAUGUCAAGUUGAUGAUAAAAUAGAUAGAAACGAUAUUACAUUGCAAGAUCAAGUUGCUGAUAUUAUCAUGUUAUUUUUACCUGGUAUUGUUAGUGGUUUGCAAGAAAUAGCCAUGGGAAACGAAAUACAAGGAUAUAAACUUACAAUGUUAGCAGUAAGAGCUUGGGGCAGAAUAGUAUCUCUUGUAAUGAAAGAUAAAAUAGAGGAAGAUGAUACAUUAUCAUUAAAUGAUUUAAUGAAAAUAAAUAAUGAAAAACACAUUAAUCCAAUAGAAAAUUUUCCAAAUCUGAGAGAUAGGAGUGAAUUGGAAAAACAUCUUAAAAGUGCAAAAAGAAAUAAAGAAUGGUUUAAUGCUUGUGCAAUUAAACUCAAUGUACUUGUUCAACAAUUAGAUGUAUUAAAAAGACACUCUCAUUAUAAAGUUAGGAAGGAAUUAGUUGAAAAUAUUCAUUUAUUAGUAACAACAUGUUGCAGGAAUAUGAAACCAAAUAUUAUGUUACUAAUAGAGUAUUUAAUAUCUCUAUCUGAGGAUGAAUUUGCAGAAGUUCGCGAAGAAGCUGAAAAGGCACUAAAUAUGAUCAAUAUAAAUUUUAUACAAAAUAAGAGUAUGAGAUCAUUAGUGGAAUUAUUAGAAGAAAACUUUUAUAAUCUUCUUACAAAAUUACCUCGGAUUAUUAGGAGAUCUGAUGAUAGUGAUCAAUUGUCGUGCUUGAAUCAAAUUGCUGGUUAUUUAAAACUUCUUGGAGAGCAAAGAUUGCCUCGUGUUAUGAUGUCAGCAUCUCAUGUUCGUAGAUUAAUAUUGGCUCUUGUAUAUGUGACUGAAAUAGAUUGCAGUAACAUUUCUCUUUUGCAAAUGGUAAAUGUUAAAGAUCUUGAAGAUCCAGCAUAUUCAUAUGGAUCAUAUUUAUGGAGACGAUUUAAAUUUAUCCAAAGUAGUGUAUGUGAAGCAAAAGUUAUUGCAAUAUGUAAAUAUUUAGGUGAAUUUGGCGAUUUUCGAAUUUUAAUAGAUACUAUUUUUGGCCUUAUAUUUGAUGUCCCACAACAUAAAAAAGAGUUAAUUUUAUUAUUAAAUUGGAUGAUACAUGUACCUGUUAAAGACUCAUCAGUUUUACCAAUUUAUAGAGAAGUUAUAGAAUUAUACAUAAAUCCUGAAUUGUGGUAUUCAGUGAUUGAAAUUAAUGAAGAUGUACCUUUGCGAGUGGCACAAAGCAAUGUGAUACAAUGUUGCUUAUUAUUAGAAGGUUUGGGAUUAAUAGCUCAAAACUUGAAACGUGAUUAUGACACAUUUCUUCUUAAAACAUUGUAUCUCAUUAUAGAAAGAGCAGGUAGUGGACACAGUUUAAUCAGCUUUGUUGGUAGCCAAACUCUCGAAAAGAUUGCAGAAUCACAACUACAUAAUACUGUAGGAGACCUCUUACGUGCCAAUGUCGAUUACUUUUCAUAUCAUGUUAGUAUAAAAUUACGUAGAGUAGAACGUAAUCCCAGUGUGCUCGAUGUUGUUGGAGUCGUCAUGAAAUAUAGCACAAUCGACGUGUUACCUUGUUUAAAGGAAAUUGUUGAAGAUGUGCUAUUACAAUUAAAUAGUAGUUUUCAAAAAAAAAAUUCUUAUUCUUUUUUGAAAGUUUUUUAUACAUUUACAAUAUGUAUAAAAAAUUUAGCAAAUCCCAAACAAGUAUCAAUAAUACAUGAGCAAAGUAUAAAUACUAAAAGUGAAUCUUUGAAAGUUAUUCAAUCCUUGUUAGAGUAUUAUGAGGCAAAAAAUGUUAAAAACAUGGAUAAUAUAGAACAGAUUUGUGAAAUUAAAGAAGAAGAAGAAGAAAUGAGAGAAACAGUAGAGAAAAGCAUAGAAGAAAAUGAAUAUCAAACAGAUUUUAAUGAGCAAGAAGGAAAAGAGAAAAAUAUACCGUCUUAUAUAAAAAUGAUUGAAGAUGUAAUGAAGCACUGUUUACACUUCUUACCAUCUAAAGAAAUAGAGAAGUCACUGAUUGCAAUGUCAACAUUACAAGAAGGUCUUGAAAUUUUAUCAAACUGGGAGAAUCAAUUAUUACCUAUUGUGCAUUUACUUUGGCAUCCACUAGUAGAUAGAUUUCACGAUGAAAAUGUAUUAAUAAUUAAUCGAGCAUGGCAAUUAUUAAACGUGCUUGGUCAUGUUUCAAAAGAUUUUAUACGAUCUAGAACGCUUAAACAAGUAUUGCCUGCACUUUCAAAAUUUUUGAGCGAUUCUGCUAAAAAAAGCUAUAAUAAAAAUUCCGAAAACAUUUAUAAAUUUACUCAAACUUAUAAAUUGCAAAAGGAAUUACUUUUUACUUUAGGACAAUUAACAAAGAAUUUAUCUUUUCAUGAACGAGAAACAUGGAAUAUUUUGAGUAUUACAGAAUUAUACCUCAAUAAACAUCAGAAUCCUAUGUUACAAGCAUAUUGUAUACAGCUAUAUAAAGAUAUUGCAGAUUAUAAUAGUGAUAUUGUUUUGGUGAAAUGUCUUAGUAUCUUUAAUUCUAAAAUAAGAAAAAUUGCUAUGGAUACAACUUUUAAUAUUAAAGAUUUAAUGAUCACUGAAAAUAAUUUAGCAAAUGAAUAUUUUAAGAAUGUAUAUAUUAUAAUAAAAUAUAUUCAGGAUAAAACUUCUGACUUUUAA
This is a messenger RNA of Eufriesea mexicana, 3174 nucleotides long. It is a transcript of the gene Tti1, whose product is annotated as Telo2 interacting protein 1. NCBI's taxonomy places the organism in Eukaryota, Metazoa, Arthropoda, Insecta, Hymenoptera, Apidae. Gene Ontology annotation, cellular component: cytoplasm. Bases 1 to 3174 code for a protein of 1057 amino acids. The record is from RefSeq and is a predicted model, not a curated record. The transcript is spliced from 13 exons.